Molecule: messenger RNA, 1242 nt
Organism: Trichoderma reesei QM6a
Lineage: Eukaryota; Fungi; Ascomycota; Sordariomycetes; Hypocreales; Hypocreaceae
Exons: 1
Coding region: 325-1149 (274 amino acids)
Biological process (GO): regulation of transcription by RNA polymerase II
Molecular function (GO): DNA-binding transcription activator activity, RNA polymerase II-specific
Source: RefSeq, a predicted model, not a curated record
CGAAGUUCUCACCGGAAAUCCCGAAAUGGGUGCAGGGAAUGCAAGCAACGCCACAAAAAAUGCGACGAGAGCUGGCCAACUUGUCUCAACUGUUCCAUCACCAAUCGCUCCUGUUCAUACCGCCUCACACGCCCAUCCCAUCGCUCCUAUAGCCCGAGGACACCAACACCACCAGCUACACCAUCGCCGUCAGCCAUAUCACCGUCGCCUCCGCUUCAAUAUCUCACGCCAUGCCAUACCGAGGAGUGGCGGGCUCAAGCGUACAGCUUAGGACACCUCAAGCUGCUAAAUCACUUCGAGUCUGGCGAGUUUGAGGAGGCAAGCAUGCUUCAGCUGCCUGUGUCGACGCGGCAGGUGAUUAUGCAGUGCGCUCUCAGCAGCCCUUACCUCAUGGAUCAGAUUCUUGCGCUCUCAGCAGCACACCUGAGCACCGUUUGCCGCGGAAAGCAACAGGACCUUUUCCGCAUUCAGGCAACGGAGCUUCAGACACGGGCAUUGACACUGUUCAACCGUUCUGAACAGGGUAUCUCGAAGCACAACUCAUGCUCCUGGUUUCUUUAUGCUUCGCUGCUAGGCAUUCAGGUCAUGUUCGAAACAUUUCAGUGCAGCAAUUUCGGCUCCUUUCUGGAACAACUCGCGACCUUCUUUCCGGUUCAUCGGGGUAUCCACGCCGUAAUCAAGCAGUCGUGGCCAACCAUAAAGGGCAUAGCGGAGGAACUUGUUGGGCAUCGCCAUAUCCCAGACAGAAGGUUUAGCAAGGGCCAUUCAAAAGAGUUCGACGACCUCCUGUCUCUCAUUGAAGGCAGUGCCCUUGAAGAAGAGGACAAAGAAGCAUGCCUUGAGGCUGCUGACAUUCUCCAGUGGAUUUUCGAACUGCAUCGCAUCCACACCGGGACUGCGUUUCAGAUUCACUUCACCAUUGCAUGGCCCAUCCUUGUGUCACCCAGAUUUGGAGAGAUGCUUAGAAAGGGCAUUCCGGAAGCACUUGUCAUACUAUCAUUUUAUGCCGUUCCUCUGCAUCGUCUACACAAUUUCUGGGUAUUUGGCGAUUCCGGUCGCUUCUUAAUACAAUCCAUCACGGCCUAUUUAGGCAAACCUUGGGCGCGGUGGAUGGUUUGGCCUAACGAACAAUUGAACGCCAUUUCAUGAUGGGCAUAUUUGAUCGAUUGCCAUUAUCUUACGCAGAGCACCUCUCUGGGGCCAUAGCCAAGUCAGAGGCUGAUUUCAGCACUGGAUUCGUGU